Molecule: messenger RNA, 674 nt
Organism: Nelumbo nucifera (sacred lotus)
Lineage: Eukaryota; Viridiplantae; Streptophyta; Magnoliopsida; Proteales; Nelumbonaceae
Source: RefSeq, a predicted model, not a curated record
AUGGGCAAUUUCCUUUCUGCCACAGGUGACAGUGUUGGUAGCGGUCCGGCCAUGGUGGAGAUUCAGGAGAAGCGGAGAAGCAGGAGCAUCUCCUCUGCUUUGCCUAUAAACAAUCUCGACGACGGUUGUCUUAUGCACAUCUUUAGUUUCCUAUCCCCAAUUCCAGAUAGGUAUAACACCGCCCUUGUUUGCCAAAAAUGGCGUUUCCUGGCAUGCCAUCCUCAUCUAUGGCUUCGUGUACACCAAUCCAUCAAGAGUCCAACUGAACCUGGAGUUUUUCCUGACAUUGAAAUUGCCAUUUCUACUACAAGUCAUCUUGCCUGUAAUAUUUAGAUUAAAAAGCCAUUUUGCAUGAUUGGAGGGGGCGAGCUUCCUGAUGGCACAAUAUUGAUAUGCUCUCGGGGGUCAGAUAGUGCACUGGAAUUCCUGUCCACUACUUGUAAGGUGGAGAAUCAAAGGGCAGAGCUGGGUUGCUGCUUGCUUCAGCGGAGUGGAAGGCUGACCAUAGAGGAAUGCACGCUCCAGUGUAAGGAUAACCCCUUAGACUACCUYUCAUGCCCAAUUGUGAGUACUGCCAGUGGUUCGAGUGAUGGAACCCUAGUUUUACAACAUAUACAAGUCAUCUAUGCUCGAACUGCUAUAUUUUUCUGGUUUGAUGUAGUGCAUAAGUAACU